This is a messenger RNA of Emericellopsis atlantica, 612 nucleotides long. Its product is annotated as putative FAD synthetase. The transcript is spliced from 2 exons. Gene Ontology annotation, molecular function: FMN adenylyltransferase activity. Gene Ontology annotation, biological process: FAD biosynthetic process. The annotation marks the transcript as partial. The record is from RefSeq and is a predicted model, not a curated record. NCBI's taxonomy places the organism in Eukaryota, Fungi, Ascomycota, Sordariomycetes, Hypocreales, Bionectriaceae.
CUCGAUCACCUGUCCCUUUCCUACAACGGUGGCAAGGAUUGUCUCGCCCUGCUCAUUCUGAUACUCGCCUGCUUACCCGAUCUCGAGAGCCUCCCGCGAAACGGCUCGUCUGACGCGCCCGCGGCACCACCGAGCACACUACAUUCCAUAUACAUCGUGUCGAAAGACCCGUUUGCCGAAGUCGAAGAUUUUGUCGUGCGGUCCACAGAGCAAUACCAUCUCGACUUGCGACGAUAUGCGCUGCCGAUGCGAGAAGCGCUCGAUGCCUACCUAGAGGACCGUCCAGAAGUCAAGGCAAUAUUCAUGGGAACCAGGAGAACAGAUCCGCAUAGUGAUACGCUAGGUCACUUCAGUCCGACAGACAAAGGGUGGCCGCAGUUCAUGCGGGUGAAUCCCGUCAUAGACUGGCACUAUGCGGACAUAUGGGCGUUCAUCCGACAUCUCAAAAUACCGUACUGCGUAUUAUACGAUAGAGGCUUUACAUCCCUGGGCGGCACAUCAGAUACACUACCGAACCCAGCCUUGGCCAUUGACGUUUCAGCUAACCUAUACCGGCCAGCGUACGAGCUCGUACGCGAUGAAGAAGAACGUAAAGGACGGGUAAAGAAAUAG